UGGUGACAUCGUUGAGUAAAUCUGUCGCGUGUGCGUGCAUGUGUGUGUUUAUAAAGUGGAGGAAUGGGUGAAAUGGAAAGAGGUCGGUGUAGCAGGCUACAACCCUUAGUCGGCGUCAAUGUGUAGUAGCCGACGGUCCAUUGACACGUGAAGGUCUCUAUCUCGAUUUCACCAUCAGCAGUAACUAUAAAAUUAGUUGUGACUAUGACGUCGAAGGGGAACGAUGUGGACGACACGCAGGACCCCCUGUUCUGUCAGGAGGCUGAGGAAGUGUACAGAAACCCCACUGAGUUGAAGAUGAGUCAGAUCGUGCUGCCGUGCCAUGCCAAUCACUGCGGGGAGCUGAGUGUCGGACAGCUGCUGAAGUGGAUGGACUCCACCGCCUGCUUGUCUGCUGAGAGACAUGCUGGUUGUUCCUGCAUCACAGCAUCUGUGGACGACAUCCAUUUUGAACACACCAUCGGGGUGGGAAAGGUCGUCAACAUCAUAGCAAAGGUCAACAGAGCCUUCACGUCCAGUAUGGAGGUGGGCAUAUUGGUGAAUUGUGAGGAUCUGUACACCGACCGGCAGUGGAAAGUUUGCCAUGCUUUUGCGACCUUUGUCGCCAGACGAACUGAAGCGGGGAAGGUACAGCUGAAGCAGGUGCUUCCUCGCACACAAAUGGAGCAGAUGGAGUACAGCCUUGCAGCAGAGCGGAGGAGGAUGAGGCUCAUCCACGCUGAGAUCAUUACAGAUCUACUGAGCAGCAGCACAGCUCAACUGGGAGAAUGCCAGGAGUACAAGGACGCUGUGCGGGCUGAGCGGACACGGGUGGAGAGCGUGGAGCUUGUGCUUCCGCCACAUGCCAACCAUCAAGUCAGCACCUUUGGGGGCCAGAUCAUGGCCUGGAUGGAGAAUGUGGCUACAAUUGCAGCGAGUCGCUUGUGUAACGCUCACCCAACCUUGAGGAGCAUUGACAUGUUCCAUUUCCGUGGCCCGUCUCACAUUGGUGACCGACUGGUACUGAAAGCCAUUGUUAACAAUACCUUCAAGCACAGCAUGGAGGUGGGAGUGUGUGCGGAGGCCUACCAGGGUGGAGAACCUCUGCGCCAUAUAAAUAGUGCUUUCAUGACGUUUGAGGUGCUCGACGGUGACGGGAAGCAGUGCACGUUACCGCGGAUACGACCCGAGCCUGUGGAUGGGAAAAGACGUUAUCAGGAAGCUGUUGCCAGAAAGAAGAUUCGCCUUGAUAGGAAGUACAUUAUCUCCUGCAACCAAACUGAAGUGCCCGUUUCGGUACCCUGGGAUCCAAGUAACCAGAUUUACCUGAGCUACAAUAAUGUAUCGGCACUGAAACUAAUGGAUACCAGAAACAACUGGGUAUUAACGUUUGAGAAAAACAAGGUCAGACUGUACACACUGGAGGAAAACCACGUGCUGUGUUUCAAGGUGGAGAUGCACGUCAGCGUACCGGCGGAGCAGACGUUCCACCUUCUGUCAGACCUGAGGAGGAGGAAGGAGUGGGACCGGCACUAUGAGGAGUGUGAGAUGAUCACCCAGGCAGAUGAGGAAGACACCCUUUACCGCGUGGCCGCACCUUCUGUCAGUAAAGGGGGCAAAGGCCAGGACUUUAUCUUGCUAGCAUCCAGGAGGAAGCCGUGUGACGCCAGGGACCCGUAUCUGAUCGCUCUGCGUUCUGUCACUUUACCCACUCACCUGCCCACUGAGGACUACACCAGGGGAGAGGUGCUGUGUGCUGGCUUCACCAUCUGGGAAGAGUCCAGCACCGUCACCAAGAUCACCUACUACAACCAGGCCACGCCGGGCGUCCUCCCCUACAUCUCCACGGACAUCGCCGGCCUGUCCUCCAGCUUUUCGAGCACCUUUUCUGCUUGCAGUCACUUCCUGGAGGCCAACAAGGACAGCCUGGCUGCUCUGCCGCCCUCCGCGCUGUGACGUCACCGCUGCCAUCGUCUCCCGGACGAGAGGAGCAGGAGCGUCGGUCUUUGCCUCAUUUCCCCUCUGUUGUGGAGGCUCUUCAGGAGCCCGUAUUUGAAUGUAAAGGUCCCCACCCUUGAGAUUACAAACAUCUUUGCAUUUGUAAUUUCUUUUCAAGUCUUUUGAACCUCAGUUCUCACUGUGUGACUUUGUUCCUUCAUAAAAUGAGAGAAAUAGUUUUUAAUAAGCUAAAGAAAUAGUGUUUACUCUUUUUUUUUUUUUUUUUUUUUUUUUUUUUUAUUAUAAAAGAAUUGCUACUUUCUUUCAGCCAGAUUAAAAGGUAUGAAGCAAGACUGCACAAUAUGGAUGAUAAACCUUUUUAGUUUCAUGAUAGCUCAUUUAUUAUGGAAUAAUCUCUGUGCCAAAAAUAAUUUAUAGAUCAAUGAAUCAUAUUUUGGUUUUAAGUAUUUACCACAAUCUCAGCAAUCUGUUUUCUUGAGACAGUCAUGCAUUUAAUGGUAUUUCCAUUCUUUUAGUCAAAGUUGAGAUAUUUCAACCAGCCUCUUUUUGUUAUAGUUUUUCUACCUCCUAAAUGUUUUUAAAUUAUUUGAAUGAGACUUUGAAUAGGAGCGAGACGAGAUGUACAUUUAGUGUGUUGAUGAUGUUUUGAGACGAUGAUGUAUAGUUUUAGAGGACAACUCUUGCACUGAUUGUAAUGUAUGUUGACAUUCAAUGGCCAAGUAUCUCACAUGUCAAGCUGUCUUGAUUUUUAACUGAAACAAUAAACACAAAAGACUAGA
Messenger RNA from Cyclopterus lumpus (lumpfish), 2717 nucleotides. RefSeq names its product acyl-CoA thioesterase 11b (gene acot11b). The record is from RefSeq and is a predicted model, not a curated record. NCBI's taxonomy places the organism in Eukaryota, Metazoa, Chordata, Actinopteri, Perciformes, Cyclopteridae. Bases 205 to 1935 code for a protein of 576 amino acids. The transcript has 16 exons. Gene Ontology annotation, molecular function: lipid binding; thiolester hydrolase activity. Gene Ontology annotation, cellular component: extracellular exosome.